Messenger RNA from Dovyalis caffra, 1134 nucleotides. The record is from the annotation of a GenBank genome assembly. NCBI's taxonomy places the organism in Eukaryota, Viridiplantae, Streptophyta, Magnoliopsida, Malpighiales, Salicaceae.
AUGGGAGAAGAUGAGCUGUCUAAGACUCCUCAAAGCAAGGCGACUAGGACUACUAGCCGCAUUCUAGCCGCAUGGAGUAGCCAGAAGAGAAGACAGCAAUCAAGCAAGAAAGAAGACAGGACAGACUUGAUCAAUCAAACAUACUUUAUUCCUGUGGCCAGGUCGGGUUACGGGUUAGGCAAGGAAUCAGAGCGGCUGAACGAAAACCGGCAUAGAAUGGAAUUGAUUGGUUCGCCACUUCUGAAGAAGCGAAGGAGGAGGGCGCAAGGAUCAACCAGCUCUUCUUAUUACGAUUACGUGAGUUUUGACUAUCGGGAUUUGGCUCAUUCAAUGCCAUCAACCAAGGAAGUUUUUUCGACUUCAGGGAGCUCAGUUGAGUGGAAGCCGCCAAAGGAGAAGAAUGCCACUUUAUCGAAAGGGGAAGGACGGGCCACGGAUGUCGGCCAGAAGCAUGCUAUUGAGCAAGCCCAGCCGAACCUAAGUGUCAUAAAAGCGAGGCAGCUUUAUAUGGAACAAAAAAGUAUUCCCAACCGGGCAGUACCUCUUCCAGAGCCCGCUACUAUGGAAGUGGGAAUCCUCCUUCUCAAGGCCGAAAGAAGUAGAGGGGAGCUCCUUUGUAAUGUAAUGAAGGUUUGGUGUUCAGUCCGCCAUUCCAAGCGUUCUAGUUCUAUUUUUGUAGACCGGAUGGGACCUAACAAACUCUCUACGUUCGUACCUGCAGCUAACAAGUCAGAAGUGUCCCUUGAGUCCGAGUUAGCUGCUCUAGUUCUAGUUCAAGACAGGAAAGUAUGGGACCGCUUGCUUAUGGCUUUGGAAGCGAGCAACCGACCCGGCAGAAGUAGAUCGGAAAAGCUCCCUCUGGGCGGCAUCCAAGAAACCGAGGGAGAACCCGUUCUUGCUGUUCUUUCAUCAGCAAAUGUGGCCAACAGGUGGGCUGGUGGUCUUUUCUUAUUAUAUAUAGAAGAUCUCCGCUCAAGUCAAGGCGAUGAAGCAGGCUCAAGGCCAAGGGAAAUUUCUUUAGGAAAGAAAGUCAGUCAGCGGGUGGGUAAUAGCAAUCCGAGUUCCCCAAUCCAAACAACCAAAGACCUAAAGAAUCGUAUGCUGGCAAACGAAUUGGUAGUGCUUUCAAAGUGA